AUGGGCCCUCCUCUUCCUCCUCCCUCCUCCCUGGAGUCUUUGGUCCUCCCAGCGCAGCGGCCGGCGUUCGGGCAUCAGAUGAAGGAGUAUUUUCAUUUUGAUCCCGAAUACGUGAACUUGAAUCACGGCUCCUACGGAUCUCUUCCUCGACCGGUCAGCGCGUGGUGCGGUGCUCUAUCCGACAAGAUCGAAAGGAAUCCGGAUCUGUUCAUGCGAUUAACCUAUCAGCCUAUGCUCGUCGCUGUUCGCGAAAAGGUCGCCAGUUUCAUCGGAGUCAGUAACGUAGACGAGGUGGUAUUGGUCCCGAAUGCUUCUCACGGAGUUAAUACGGUCCUGAAGAAUUUUAUCUGGGAAAAGGGGGAUGUUAUUAUUACCUGCAACACGACCUAUGGAUCCAUUUCCCGGACGGCGCAAUACAUUUCUGACAUCCCGCCGCAUCCGGAGGAAGAUAUCGUUUCUCGGUGGAGAGACCAUUUAAAAUCGGUCCGGGAACGCAUCGGAAAGAAUGCUAAAAUUGUUGCUGUUAUCGACGCGAUUAUCUCUAACCCCGGAGCUCUUCUUCCUUGGGAGGUCAUGACAGAUAUUUGCCGCGAGUUCGACAUCCAGGACAUCAAAUUGGAUGAAGUCAAGCCAGAUUUCUGGAUAAGCAAUUGUCACAAGUGGCUGUUCGCAAAGAGGGGUGCUGCGGUGUUGUAUGUUCCUAAGAGGAACCAACAUAUUGUCAAGUCGAGCUUUCCGACGUCGUCUACUUACGUCUCGCCCAAAGAUCGUACAGGACCAAAUUUUGUAGAGCAGUUCGAAUGGAAUGGGACCAUUGACUGGGCGCCCUACCUGAGUAUCGCUGCGGCGCUUGAAUUCCGCAAGUGGCUGGGCGGUGAAACCGUGAUCAACGAGCAUUGCCAUAACCUAGCGAUUGAGGGGGGUAAAACUCUCGCGAAGGUUUUGAACACGAAAGUCAUGGAUGAAGACGGACAAUUUACUGCGCAUAUGGUUAACGUAGUCAUGCCCCUUUCAGGUGACCUCAAGCCGACAUUGGAAUUAGACCAGAUGCUCAAGAAUAAGCUGCUCGUCAAACACAAUGUGUACGCCGCUCCUUAUUAUCAUAAUGGGAUGUGGUGGGUAAGGUGUAGUGCGCAGAUUUGGAAUGAGGUCGAGGAUUUCAAGAAGCUCGGGACCGCUCUCCCUGCUGUGUGCGGCGAGAUCGAGAAGGAAUAUAAAGCAAAUUGA
Molecule: messenger RNA, 1227 nt
Organism: Desarmillaria tabescens
Lineage: Eukaryota; Fungi; Basidiomycota; Agaricomycetes; Agaricales; Physalacriaceae
Product: pyridoxal phosphate-dependent transferase
Exons: 10
Coding region: 1-1227 (408 amino acids)
Source: RefSeq, a predicted model, not a curated record